Messenger RNA from Fundulus heteroclitus (mummichog), 3799 nucleotides. Its product is annotated as cholecystokinin receptor type A. Bases 507 to 1592 code for a protein of 361 amino acids. The record is from RefSeq and is a predicted model, not a curated record. Gene Ontology annotation, molecular function: neuropeptide receptor activity. Gene Ontology annotation, cellular component: membrane. Gene Ontology annotation, biological process: neuropeptide signaling pathway. NCBI's taxonomy places the organism in Eukaryota, Metazoa, Chordata, Actinopteri, Cyprinodontiformes, Fundulidae. The transcript is spliced from 4 exons.
UUACGUGUGUCUAUCCACCCAUCAGAGCAAUUAUAGCGCGGCGCAUAUUCUCAAGAAACGCCUGAGCCUGCAGCAGCAUGCCCGUGAUGAGGCUGAGAAACAAUUUCAGUAUUGUCCGGGGCAUGACUUCUUUUUUUCUUCUUCUUCUCCCGCAUACAGACGGUUCAGCAACUCUGAUUGGGACUGAUGUGCCGUGUUUUUAGGGGAGGAGGGGUUGGUGGUCGUAUAGACGGGCUGGAGCUGAGCUCUCCAAAAGACAGUCAACCCUCCCCACGCUGUCAGCACCAGAGGAGCGAAGCGCACCGAUCAGCCAGUGGGAGCGGUUUUUGUCCUCGUUGCUUUAGCUUUUUAUUUUUUGUCUCUUUUCUUUUUUUUUUUUCGUGAAUGGGUAUUUAAAGUUUGAGAUCCAUGCGCGCGUUUAUUUCCCUCUCUUCUGAUAGAGCAUGAGCGCUCCUGCGCUUCAGACAGAUUUGACCUGAGCUCACACACACAGGAGAGGACGCGAAAUGGAGGCUGUCACCAUCCACGAAAUGCUGAUCAAUUCCACGGAUCUGAUCAAGAUCUUGUGCAACUUCGGGGUCGGGAAUAUUUCGGACUGCAAACGCGAGAAGGCUUCAGAACCUCCAGAUUUCAACGAGGCCGUCCGGAUCACCCUGUACGUCAUCAUCUUCCUCCUCAGCGUGGUGGGCAACGGCCUCAUCAUCACCGUGCUGCUGAGGAACCCGUGCAUGAGGACCGUCACCAACCUGUUCCUGCUGUCCCUGGCGCUGAGCGACCUCAUGGUCUCAGUGGUGUGCCUCCCGUUCACCAUCAUCCCCAACAUCAUGAAGGACUUCAUCUUCGGCACUGGCAUGUGCAAGAUGGUCAUGUACUUCAUGGGUGUAGAAGCAGACUCUGAAGAUGUUUCAGGAAGUCCAUGUUCUAGCUGCUGUAUGCUGAGGUGCAGUAUCCGCUCUGAAACUGAUAUUGUUUUGUUCACAUUCUCCUCCGUACCAGAACGACAAACCAGAACUGGCAGUAUCAAACCGGAGGACAGUGACGGCUGCUACUUGCAAGCAUCCAAAAAGAAGAGUUUACAGCUGAAAACGAGCAGCCCUGCCGAGGCUGGCAGCAAGCCAGCGGUGGGGCGGGUGUGCGGCAGCAACAACUCUCGAAAACAACUGAAGAGCAAAAAACGGGUGGUCCGCAUGCUCAUGGUCAUCGUCUUUCUCUUCUUCCUUUGCUGGACUCCCCUCUACGUGGUCAACACGUGCAAGGCGUUCUACCAGCACUCUGCCAACCGCCUGACGGGGGCUCCCAUCUCUUUCAUCCACCUGCUGUCCUACAUCUCAGCCUGUGUCAACCCGAUCAUCUACUGCUUUAUGAACAAGCGCUUCCGUACGCGCAUGAUAGCCACCUUCGCCUGCUGCGGCUGCUUUAAGAUGAACUACCAGAGCAGCGUCUCUUCUGUGAGGUCCACCAGAAGCAUAAUAAUGUCUAAAGGGGAGACGGGUAAGCCGAGUGCAAAGGCAAAGUCUCAUCAGCAAAAUGGUCAUACUUCUCCAAGUGCGACCAUAACACGCGUUAGCUCUCUGUCCAGAAGCCAAGAGUGAGCGGACACGACUUUGUGCUGCUUUGAGUGAAAACACAUGAUGUGUGUUGUUUAUUGUAAAGCUUUCACAGUGCUUGCAGGACUAGCUUAUGACCGUACCUUUAAUUUUAAGUUUGCUGUAACAUGACAGUGGUACGUAGUACGAUGACUGCUCGGUGCAGUCCUGCCCCGGCAGAUGUUUCCCUGAAACCUUCAGAGUCCAGAGUACUGAUGAUGCUCAGUCAGCUUCAGGGACCACACAAGUGUGCCGUAAAGUGCUCCGGUGCAGCAACAAACACGUCGGUGUCCCAGUUCAACAUACGAGUACGUCCACAUAUUUCAGAAGCAUCACAAGCGAUGGUGCAGUCACCACCAUGCUGCUAAAAUACAAACGUGUAUAUAUUCAUGAAGAAAUACACAUUUUUCUGUAUCUUUAAAUAAAGUCUGAUGUGUAAUGUAUAGACUACCAGAAAAAAAAAGUCGACAGGUAUUUUUUUUCAAUACAAAAAAAAAAAAAAUUCCAAACAGAUACUGUUAAUACUCAGAUUUUUUUUUCUGUGUAGUUGUGAAUUAAGAUUUUAUGGAAACGAUAAAGUAGCCAACUUCCAACAAGCCCACGCUUGGUUGCAAGUAUAUGUGGGUUCUUUUUGUACUCGCAAGUCGAAUUUCAACAAUUUGUAUUUGUUUAAACACAUAGAAAGGGAAAUAACUAAAUUAUUAGCAUGUAUCGCUAAAGGUAGUUGGCGCCAAAAGUCUUCCAACUAGAAAGCGCUCAGAUCGGAUGUGUGUGACGUCGCUUCCACCUCUGAGUUUCAACUUCCCAGACAAAUCAAACGCAGCAUACGGCUAAGCUUUGUCCUGACCUUGUUGAUAAUGUAUUCUUAAUUUUCUGUCUGUGCUGAAAGGGAUAAUUACAUUGAGGAAAUUGUGAAAAGUGUGACAUAAAAAAAAAUUAGCUGCUGAUAUUUUGGGCCAAAUCACAGAUUUAUGUUAAUCUUUUGCAUUUAACUUUUUGUUGAUGUCAGCGUUAAUGUCCUUGAUCCAACCCAUUUAGUACUUUUAAGCAUUUUUUACACUGUUUUGUACUUUACUAUGUAUUAUGGCAUUUAAAAAAAAAACAAAAAAAAAACACUUGUUGGCCAGGUCUAAAUGUGAAAAAAAAAUGAAGGACAUUUUGUAUAACUUCCAAUAUUGUUAUGUCUUUGAAAUAUGUGUUGCUUUUGAUACACCCCUGUUAGGAAACGUUAACGUGUACUUGGAGAUUGGUGAGGUGGAGUUCAGUGUUCUGCUGAGUCACGACAGGUUACAUAACUUUUUCAUGACAUCACCUUCUCGUUUUGUUUAUUUCUAAAAGUUGUUAGCUUGUAAUUUGCACAGCACUUAACAAGGAGUAAAAGAGCGGGAAAGUCCCAAGGCUCAAAAGCAACAAAUAAUCCUAGCGCUUCUGAAAAUUACAAUUAUUAAAGUGUUAUUUUAAGUUAAAUAACCCUUAAGUUACUUUUAAAUUAUAUUUUGGUUGAUAUUAUAUGAAAAAUAUUACUUUUACUCCUAUUAGCAUGCCUUGGCUAAACGGAGCUAAGCUAAAGUUAGCUUUCUUCUUCAUUUAGCUAAAAAAAAAUAAUCCAGUGUGUCUUUUUCCACCUCAGUCAGUGACAGUAUUGAGGUAAAUGCUCAAAUUUGGACUUAUUAAAAAAAAACAACAACAUUAAUGCCAAGACACUAAAGUUCACAAACCAGCAGUGGUAUUUCCCAUUUUAUUUAUUAUUGAAUAUGCUGUUUAUCAGAUCCUAAUUUUGCUAAACUGCCCUCCCAUUGCUCAACCUUUGCAGAAACCACCUGCUUCCCUGAUACGUAAUCCCAACCUUUGGUUUUAUACUGAAAUACCGCCACUGUGCAGAUAACGGACAUCCUUGACCCUCUCUGUGUACAUGUACCGAAGGGAUGGGGGAACUGGAGAGGUCUUAUCAUAUUGUGGGACACGCAACACCUGCGGGGAGUACUGUUAAAUAUAGCAGCAUCGAUGUAGCAAUUUAGCUUUUUACGUGUAAAAUCCUAUGUGAAGAAUCCAACGUUUGUGUGUCAUUUCUGCCAGUUACGCUGUAAAAUGUUGACUCAGAAGUAUUUUUGCCCUCAUUUGGUAAUAAGGUUUGUUUCAGGCAAAUGAUUGAAUGUAAAAAAUGUGAUCAUGGCUUAUUUGUUGUGGUGAAAUUAAAACUUAAAGCCCUCGUA